ACUCAUUGGCAGUUACAACUUUGCCAGCACUACAGCCUAAGCUUCCAGAGUGGACACGGAGAAGGGCAUCAGAAAACCAUUCUGGUGAGGUCCACACCCAUAAGUCACCAUGUACAAGGACUGCAUCGAGUCCACUGGAGACUAUUUUCUUCUCUGUGACGCCGAGGGGCCAUGGGGCAUCAUUCUGGAGUCCCUGGCCAUACUUGGCAUCGUGGUCACAAUUCUGCUACUCUUAGCAUUUCUCUUCCUCAUGCGAAAGAUCCAAGACUGCAGCCAGUGGAAUGUCCUCCCCACCCAGCUCCUCUUCCUCCUGAGUGUCCUGGGGCUCUUCGGACUCGCUUUUGCCUUCAUCAUCGAGCUCAAUCAACAAACUGCCCCCGUACGCUACUUUCUCUUUGGGGUUCUCUUUGCUCUCUGUUUCUCAUGCCUCUUAGCUCAUGCCUCCAAUCUAGUGAAGCUGGUUCGGGGUUGUGUCUCCUUCUCCUGGACGACAAUUCUGUGCAUUGCUAUUGGUUGCAGUCUGUUGCAAAUCAUUAUUGCCACUGAGUAUGUGACUCUCAUCAUGACCAGAGGUAUGAUGUUUGUGAAUAUGACACCCUGCCAGCUCAAUGUGGACUUUGUUGUACUCCUGGUCUAUGUCCUCUUCCUGAUGGCCCUCACAUUCUUCGUCUCCAAAGCCACCUUCUGUGGCCCGUGUGAGAACUGGAAGCAGCAUGGAAGGCUCAUCUUUAUCACUGUGCUCUUCUCCAUCAUCAUCUGGGUGGUGUGGAUCUCCAUGCUCCUGAGAGGCAACCCGCAGUUCCAGCGACAGCCCCAGUGGGACGACCCGGUCGUCUGCAUUGCUCUGGUCACCAACGCAUGGGUUUUCCUGCUGCUGUACAUCGUCCCUGAGCUCUGCAUUCUCUACAGAUCGUGUAGACAGGAGUGCCCUUUACAAGGCAAUGCCUGCCCCGUCACAGCCUACCAACACAGCUUCCAAGUGGAGAACCAGGAGCUCUCCAGAGCCCGAGACAGUGAUGGAGCUGAGGAGGAUGUAGCAUUAACUUCAUAUGGUACUCCCAUUCAGCCGCAGACUGUUGAUCCCACACAAGAGUGUUUCAUCCCACAGGCUAAACUAAGCCCCCAGCAAGAUGCAGGAGGAGUAUAAAUCUACAGGAAACACAAGUGGAGAAAACCCAGCAGACCGUCCUGGGUAGCAUAGCCCUGAUAGCCCACGGGGGCCCACAGAGUCACGCUGCCAAUGAAGAGUCAGCAUCCCACCUUCUGUUUCCUAACCCCUCCAUCCACCAGGACCCUCCACCAGAAGACCACCAUUUUGAGCAUAAUUACAAUCUUGCUGGCCACCCU
Molecule: messenger RNA, 1347 nt
Organism: Homo sapiens (human)
Lineage: Eukaryota; Metazoa; Chordata; Mammalia; Primates; Hominidae
Gene: GPRC5D
Product: G protein-coupled receptor class C group 5 member D
Exons: 4
Coding region: 110-1147 (345 amino acids)
Biological process (GO): G protein-coupled receptor signaling pathway
Cellular component (GO): membrane; plasma membrane
Molecular function (GO): G protein-coupled receptor activity
Source: RefSeq, marked reviewed